CUCUCUUUUGGUGCCUCAACCAUCGAUGGCUCGACCACUCGUCAUUAGAUGCUUCUGAACAGCAAUACGGGAGUGAAUUUCUCUGGUCGAGCCUCGUAAGCGUUGUUUUGAUGUUGAGAAGUUUUGUCUUUCACGAUGGAUUUUCUUACUACUUGAAGUCAUCUAGUCUCUCCACAUGCCUUGCUUGCUACUGGAAUUCGGUUUCAGAGUUUGGACUGUGAACUGGAUAGGGUUUUCUCUAUCACAUCAUCAAGAAUUGGAGGAGCUUGUCAUCGACAUUAAAUUAUUGGAAUUACCUAUUGAUUUUAUUCUUAAUCUAUUCAAUUGUUAAUUCUUGAAGGCACCAUCAUGGCGUUGCGAGAAAAGGGACCUUAUGAUGAGGAAGAGGAUUGGCAGGUCCUCUUAAAGAAAGCAGAGAAGUUUGAAUUAAAGGAAUUGCAGAGGAUUAUCGUGAAACGGGAGCAAUUACUUGUACUAGGGAAACUACUUAAUGAUGCUUAUGUAAUUCGUAGGCCCAAGCCAAGUGAAUAUGAACAUCGGAAAGAUCUGAUUCGAGUUUUUAAUGAAAUAGCAAAGGAAAUAUAUGGCAAUUCUACUGGUUUCCCUGUUGUCGAGGCAUUUGGUUCUUUCUCGAUGGACCUUUUUACCACCGGUAGUGAUCUAGAUCUCUCCAUCAACUUCAGAAGUAGUUCACUUGUGUUCCCUCGAGAUCAGAAGAUUAAGACACUUCGGAAGUUUGCAAGAAAGUUCUAUGCACUUCAAAAUGGAGGUCAUGUUCGUGGUGUCCAACCCAUCAUGAGUGCUAAGGUGCCAAUCCUCAAGGUUGUUGAUGCUGGAACCGGUGUCGAAUGUGACCUUUCAGUAGAAAACAGGGAUGGAAUUUCGAAGUCCGCUAUUAUUCGUUUCAUUACUUCGAUAGAUGAAAGGUUUCAAAAGCUAAGUUUCUUGAUGAAAGCCUGGGCAAAAGCACAUAACAUUAAUAGCUCAAAAGAUCGAACAUUGAACUCUUUAUCGAUAAUAUUAUUGGUUGCAUUUCAUCUGCAGACUCGUGAGCCUCCCAUUUUACCUCCAUUUUCUGCCAUUCUAAAAGAUGGCGAGGAUCUUGCUUCUGUGAAGAAAUCAGUUAGAAACUUCCAGAACUACGGUGUAAGAAAUACAGAAUCAUUAGGUGAACUGUUCGUAUCAUUUUUAAUCCAGCUAGCAUCUGUCGAAAAGCUUUGGCCCAAAGGUCUUUGUGCGAGUCCAUAUCAAGCACAUUGGACAUCUAAAACAUGGGAUACUAAAAUAGCCAGCAUGAGUGUUGAGGAUUUCACAGACCGAACCCAAAAUGUCGCCAGGGCUGUAGGGAAAUCGGAAGUCGAAGAAAUCUACAAGUGCAUACACCUUACCAUUCGUAAUCUUGCUUCCUUCAUGAGUGGUGAAAUCCAAGAAUCAGAGUUAAAAAGAGCGUUGUUUGGCAUUGAUAAAACUCUCCAUCAUCCUGUUCAUGCAAAGCCAAAUGUACAGCCAGUAACGAUCUUGAAACGCAGAGAAAACUUGGGAACAAAUCGGCACGUUAUGGCUCCUAACCGUGUGUUGGAACCAAGAGCUACUCAAGGUUGGGCAACAAGGCCACCUUCGUUGGGCUACUGGGAUGGAACACAACGUCGAUCCAUGACUACAGGCCCGGAUACUUCAUGGGUGGAGCAGCCGUUUGACCAUCAGUCAACCAAAAGAAUGAGGGCUGCAGAGGGUGUGCAAAGAACCCAAGGUUGGGGAUCAGCUUAUGGAGGACCUGGGUGGAGUCAAGGCUGGGGAGGUGCAUCUACUGUUGGCUGGGGUGGGACCCAUGGAGCUGCUUCCAUGCACAACCCGCGUAAAAGGUCACAAGAGAUGCAGCCUGCAAAGGACCCUUGGGGAAGAACACUUCUACACCCUCCAGCUGGAAAUUCAUCCAUGCAUGGUCCACCAUUUCGUUGAGACUCAAGUUCCAAACGAGGAUGUGUGCAGAACGGCCAACCAGAUUUCACAUGUGCAUGGUUUUUGUAGAGUUGCUACAUCAGGUUCGUUCAUAUUUAAUUUUCUGGUAGCAAUGCUAGUGAUAGUUGUUUAUAGUAGUGUUUUAUGGUGUCAAAAUUCCAGUGUUUGAUUAAUUGAUAACUCAUAAGCUAAGCAUUGAGUUUUGAGCUGAUAACAGCGACACCAUCUGUAUCGAACCACACUAGCAGUUUUUGAAUCCAAAAAUUACAUAAACCAU
This is a messenger RNA of Cynara cardunculus var. scolymus (artichoke), 2236 nucleotides long. RefSeq names its product protein HESO1-like. The coding region runs from base 349 to 1959 and encodes 536 amino acids. Gene Ontology annotation, biological process: RNA 3'-end processing. Lineage: Eukaryota; Viridiplantae; Streptophyta; Magnoliopsida; Asterales; Asteraceae. The transcript is spliced from 13 exons. The record is from RefSeq and is a predicted model, not a curated record. Gene Ontology annotation, molecular function: nucleotidyltransferase activity.